UCCAGUCCGAACGUCCCAGACAUACAUACACCUCCGAGCUCAGAAACACUUGGUUGUGCCAAAGCAAGAAAUGGGCUCCUUGAGUUUAGUUAUUUGGAGCUUCUUCGCAUUACUCUGCCCGAUAUUAAACAGCGGCAAUGAAGUAGUAGCCUCCAGUCGGGGUGGUCCUUUCCGCCUUGCAGAAACCGAAGUCGCCAUUGGUGCAGCGCAAGCUGGCAUCUGCGCGAGUGCGGUGACGAUACACGGUUACAGGUGUCAAGAGUUUAAUGUGAGAACUGAUGAUGGCUAUAUAUUAAGCGCGCAAAGGAUUCCGGAAGGUCUGGCGGGAGGUGGCGGGAGCAGCAGGCCGCCGGUCUUGCUGCAACAUGGGGUUCUGGUGGAUGGAAUGACUUGGUUGCUGAACUCUCCUCAACAAUCUUUAGCUAUGAUCUUGGCUGAUAGGGGAUUCGAUGUCUGGAUUGCCAACAUCAGAGGAACCCGAUACAGCAGACGACAUGUCACACUUGAUCCUAGCAAACCGGAAUUUUGGAAUUGGACAUGGGAUGACCUGGUGAUGCAUGACUUACCAGCUCUUCUGGAUUUUGUGUUUCAGCAAACUGGUCAAAAAAUCCACUACGUAGGCCAUUCCAUGGGAACAUUGAUGGCUUUGGCAACAUUUUCCGAAAGGAAGCAAAUAGACAAGGUAAAAUCCGCGGCCUUGUUGAGCCCGAUUGCUUUCUUGAGCCACAUGACCACUGCGCUCGGUGUCGUAGCUGCCAAAGCCUUCGUAGGCGAAAUCACCACUUUAUUCGGUCUUUCAGAAUUCAACCCGAAAGGGGAUGCUGUAGCAAGUCUUCUAAAGGCUCUGUGUGCUCAACCGGGGGUCGACUGUUACGAUUUGCUAACCGCCUUAACAGGGAAAAAUUGCUGUCUCAAUGCUUCAACUGUUGAGCUUUUCUUGAAGAAUGAGCCUCAAUCUACUUCGACGAAAAAUCUAGUGCAUUUGGCUCAGACUGUCCGAGAUGGAAAGCUCACUAAGUACGAUUAUGGGAAUGCUUACUUCAACGUGGCGCAUUAUGGCGAAUCAAAGCCUCCAUCCUAUAAUUUGGCCAAUAUUCCGAAUGACCUUCCAAUCUUCCUCAGCUACGGAGGCCAAGAUGCUCUAUCUGAUGUUAAAGAUGUGGAGACUCUGCUGGACAGUCUCAAGUUCCAUGAUGUAGAAAAGUUGCAUGUCCAGUACAUCAAGGACUACGCUCAUGCCGACUUCAUAAUGGGGGUGACUGCGAAGGACGUAGUGUAUAACCAAAUUGUGGAAUUUUUCAGAUCAAACCAGCUGAAUUAGUGGUCCUUCAUCGUGAGGUCUUUUCUUUUUUUUUUUUUUUUUGUCGUAAAAAGACUCUUAAUUUGCUCGGUUUUCUUGCAGAAUGUGCGUACCAUUAAUUGGAAGAUUCUAAGUCGUUUCAAGAGUGAAUUGCUGCGUAAUAAAAUAACUU
Molecule: messenger RNA, 1472 nt
Organism: Coffea eugenioides
Lineage: Eukaryota; Viridiplantae; Streptophyta; Magnoliopsida; Gentianales; Rubiaceae
Product: triacylglycerol lipase 2
Exons: 9
Coding region: 71-1321 (416 amino acids)
Biological process (GO): lipid metabolic process
Molecular function (GO): hydrolase activity, acting on ester bonds
Source: RefSeq, a predicted model, not a curated record